Molecule: messenger RNA, 1954 nt
Organism: Diospyros lotus (date-plum)
Lineage: Eukaryota; Viridiplantae; Streptophyta; Magnoliopsida; Ericales; Ebenaceae
Product: mitochondrial thiamine diphosphate carrier 2-like
Exons: 8
Coding region: 556-1551 (331 amino acids)
Biological process (GO): thiamine pyrophosphate transmembrane transport
Cellular component (GO): mitochondrial inner membrane
Molecular function (GO): thiamine transmembrane transporter activity
Source: RefSeq, a predicted model, not a curated record
AUAGAAUCUCCCGGUUUCCGAUGAAACAAUCACUCACGCUAUUCUUGCUUGCCAUCUCCAGUGAAGAGUUCUCCACCGAUGGGAGAUCUUCCCAAGGACCCGCUCUCUGCUCGCCGCCGGGCGACGGACUGCGAGGCAACGAAGCAAAGCUCAAGCAGCUUCUUUCUUUUUGUAUAAUUUUCAUCGAGGAACGAUCCACCGAAGCCAUAACUUAAUUUCCCUUUUCGACGGAAGCAGAAUCAAUCCACUCUUCUUUCCCUUUGACGAGACUGAAUAUUCUCCAUUUAAUACCCAUCGUAAUUAAAUUCUGGUCCCUCCCCCCCCCCCCCCCCCCCCCCCCCCACAGUUUACUUUUCCUCUUUUUCCCCGAAUUUUCUUUGUCUCCGUGUCAAAAGUUCCAAAUUGUUGCUGAGGAUAUUGGAGGCGGUGAAAUUGGUUUCUCUCCCCCAGCUUUUGACCGAUUCCGAAAUUGUCAAAAUGGCGGCUCUUCUGGUUCCCUUCGCAUUCCCUAUCCUGAGGUUCUAGCUAUACUCGGUUGGCAUUUGGGUAGGGGUGAUGGAAGAACCCGAGCGCGACCAACUAAAGCGGGCAUUGAUAGAUGUCACGGCUGGGGCAAUCUCUGGUGCAAUUUCGCGGACAGCGACUUCUCCGCUUGAUGUUAUUAAGAUCAGAUUUCAGGUUCAACGUGAACCAACUACUUCCUGGGCUUUACUUCACAAGGGCGUGCAUAUACCAUCAAAGUAUACUGGAAUGUUUCAAGCAACAAAGGACAUCUUUAGAGAGGAAGGCUUGCGGGGUUUUUGGCGUGGUAAUGUCCCGGCACUGCUCAUGGUUAUGCCAUAUACAUCCAUACAAUUCACUGUGUUGCAUAAAUUGAAAACAUAUGCUGCUGGUUCAUCAAAAUCAGAGGAUCACAUUCAUUUAAGUCCUUACCUUUCUUAUAUAAGUGGUGCAUUAGCCGGAUGUGCAGCUACUGUUGGAUCAUAUCCAUUUGAUCUUCUACGAACCAUCUUGGCUUCACAGGGUGAGCCAAAGGUGUAUCCAAACAUGAGAUCUGCAUUUGUGGAUAUCAUCCAGACUCGUGGAUUUAAAGGAAUUUAUUCUGGGUUAUCGCCGACACUGGUUGAGAUUGUUCCUUAUGCUGGCCUGCAGUUUGGAACAUACGAUACAUUCAAGCGGUGGGCAAUGGCCUGGAACCAGUAUAGAUCUUCUAAUGGAAGCUCAGCUGAUGAUUCCGUUUCAAGCUUCCAGCUUUUCAUCUGCGGGUUGGCAGCUGGGACAUGUGCCAAAGCUGUCUGUCAUCCCCUUGAUGUUGUCAAGAAGAGGUUUCAGAUUGAAGGACUACCAAGACAUCCAAAAUAUGGAGCUCGAGUUGAACGACUCGCUUACAGGAAUAUGUAUGAUGCAGUUCGCCAGAUUUUGCAAAUGGAGGGUUGGGCUGGCCUCUAUAAGGGCAUUGUCCCAUCAAUUGUCAAAGCUGCACCUGCUGGCGCCGUAACGUUUGUGGCUUAUGAAAUGACAUCAGAUUGGUUAGAGUCCAUCAUCACUUGAAUCUGAUUUUGGUUCUUUCAAGCGUUCUGGGUUUCCUUUCGUUAUUUUCCCUUUUGUACGUUAGAAAGCCCCCAUAGAAGGCAAACCCUUUUUGUGUUAGUCAGAGACAAGCCAAGUUUAAGUCAUUUACAAAAGGUCAAGAGGAGAAAAUUAAGGUAUGGAGGACAGUGGCUAAAAGAAGCUCCUGAAUGCACGGAAGGCUAUACCCUCGUUCGCAUGAGCUGGCUAUGGAAUGGUUAUCUCAAGUGGAAUUUUGCUGGUUGCUGUGAGAAGAACACUACCUGGACCAUGGAGCUUUUCAACUGUGCCACAGAGUGUACAACUGCGAGAAGAACUAGAUAGAUAUUAGUUUAGGUAUUGAAGAGUAAUCAAUUCAUAUUAAUUCAAAAAUCUCGUUUAAUAA